CCGAAUGCGCUUUACUUCUGUGCAUUGUACAUAACUGUAUCGGGUGACUGUUUUGUGAAUUUAAAAAUUCACCUGUGGCUGUGUUUUUAUUAAAACUUAGAAUUAAUGCUUUAAUACGUUAAGUGCGUAUUUGUUUCUAGAAGCAAAUACGUAGUUCACUGAUCGGGCAGUGGAGCGGGAUCAGGCGCUGACAUCGAGUGCCUUCGAGAAAUCUUGGGAGCUGCUGUCACAGGGUGUUAUUUGUAACAGUUUAUUAACAAUUACAACCACAAGCCAGGAUGCUCCCUAGCAGGAUUAUCGGCUCUUUGCUGUUUAAAAUGCGUUCCGAAACUCUUUUCAGCAAGCGAUUCUUUACGGACGACAUUUCAUCGAAGGGACUAUCUAACUUCCAAAAGCGGGUACUGGUUUGGACAAAACGAUAUCCAUCAGUGGACCAGAUUCCUGAAAGAAUCUCGUCCAGCACGAUGUCAAAAGCGUACGAUAAAUUUCGUUGGAGAAUUGCUGUCAUUGGCAUGCUUCUUUCAGUUGUGGCAAGUUUUGGUUAUGCCAUCGCGGGAAAAAGAGCGGCAGCCAGAGGAGACACAAUCGGACGAAGAUACAUGGAGUGGCAUGAAGAACUUCAACCUGGCUCGACAAAACCGAUUGCUUGAUACGGAAACUUUAAUAUUGGUUAAAGAUUUGUCGUUUGUUUGAUUUUGUUUUGCCAGAGAAGUUAUAUUUCUUCCUUUACAAGUAUGUGUGUGAGCUAUGUGGAUGAUCUUGUUUUUUUACAGUGUACGCUUGUUUGGUACGCGUGAAAAAUUGUUGUACUCAAAGAAUCUACUCGAAGAUUAUAAACAGGCUAACAGCAUAAACUACCGCUCACCGGAAUUCAGACAUGC
Messenger RNA from Paramacrobiotus metropolitanus, 881 nucleotides. Its product is annotated as protein FAM162A-like. The coding region runs from base 279 to 650 and encodes 123 amino acids. The record is from RefSeq and is a predicted model, not a curated record. The transcript has 4 exons. NCBI's taxonomy places the organism in Eukaryota, Metazoa, Tardigrada, Eutardigrada, Parachela, Macrobiotidae.